Molecule: messenger RNA, 1699 nt
Organism: Helicoverpa zea (corn earworm)
Lineage: Eukaryota; Metazoa; Arthropoda; Insecta; Lepidoptera; Noctuidae
Product: lysophospholipid acyltransferase 7-like
Exons: 7
Coding region: 172-1659 (495 amino acids)
Biological process (GO): lipid modification; phosphatidylinositol biosynthetic process
Cellular component (GO): mitochondria-associated endoplasmic reticulum membrane contact site; membrane
Molecular function (GO): lysophospholipid acyltransferase activity
Source: RefSeq, a predicted model, not a curated record
CCGUAAACCGCCUCGCGAACUGACAGUAGUAUGAUGCUGGAUGAAUAUUUAGGAUACCAUUUGAGAUGAAAAAACAUCAAUACAUUUCACUGACGACCCAUGUCAGUGUCAUCGAAACAAACAUGCAAAGCACAACAAACUUCUAAAAUGUAAUUUUAAGCAACGAGUAUAAUGUACUCAUUCUCCGACCUAGUGUAUUACUCAUCUCUCCUGGCAUGCAUUUCUUUGGGCAGUUACUACAAGCAAAUAGAAGAUCCCGCCACAAAACGCAGUUAUGGCACGGGUUUAGGCAUACUCAUCACCUGCAUGGUAUGCGGACCGUCUGUCGUUCACUCCGUUUUGAUGGUCUGGGGGAAUAUUAUCAUCAUCAAAUGCUGCAAGAAACAGUACAUUCACCAUUUAAGUUUGGCUUACACAUGGCUCUAUCUGAUAUACAUGAACUUUAACUUGAAUAUUACAAAUAAUGUGCUCUGGAUCCAUCAGGCCGUAGCUCUCCGCUUAGUAGGAUUAGCGUUUGAAAUAAACUUGGCAGAAAAAGCCAAGCGACAAUCACCUCCAAAAAUGCCUGUGGUUUCAAAUAAUUCAGUUCCUAAGAUAAAUGAUGUAGCUAACAAAGUGUCUACUCAACCGGCUCAAAGCACAAACGGUGGUGCUAAAAGCUCAGCAAAUAAAUUCACACUGUCUGACAUGGGGUUUGUGCCUACGGAACCCAGCGCAGUAGACAUUAUUGCUUAUGCUUAUUAUUUUAUUGGAUUGCAUAAGGGCCCUUAUUAUCGGUGGAAAAUAUUUAAUGAACACUUUAAGACCCCAUUUGGAAUUCUUGGCGAUUGCAGAGUAAUAACAGAGCAGAAAUUAAAAAAGGCUUUUGUGUGUGCCAUACUUUACUUGUUUUUAAGCAGGAAAUUUCCAGUGCAGGUAUAUCAUGAAAACGACUUCUACCUCAAACAUGGCACCGACUUUCGCUACCUGUAUAACAUACCGCAGAUGUUCAUAUACGUGCUUCAGUACCAGGUGGUCAUGAUGUUGUGCACUAGUGUUUGCACUGAAUCCGGCUUCGGUGUGUACCCCACUAAGACCCAACCCAUACCUGGUCAUGGACCCUCUGCGAGAUUCAGCUUGUUAAAUCUAGCUACAAUAACGGAAGAGGUGGCCUUAGAACAAGAAUACAAUUUCGCCAUGUUAAGAUCUUUUGAAAAUGAGAAGCUACUGAUUGGUCCAAGAAUGAGAGAUACCUUGCGGGGUUGGGACAUGCCCACACGAUACUGGUUUUGGGCGCACACUUACAAAGGCAUGGUCAAGACGAACAAGGAAGUGAGGAGUGCACUAUCGUUCCUAGCAUGGACGGUGUGGUGUGGUCCCACUUUGCAACAAUUGAUUAUCUCGGCCACGCUCUGGGUACAUCUCCAUCUAGAAAAUGAAUAUGGCGAAUUAUAUGAUACAAAUGUAUCGAUGAAAAUUCCAUGGGACAUCGGCUUUUCAAUAAUGCGCCUGUUCUGCUUAACUUACCUGACACCCUGCCUGAUACUGAACGAUUCCGCCGUAGUGCUCAGAUACUACAACUCGAUAUUCUGGGUAUACCAUAUGGUAUUGUUAUUUUUAAUAUUAGGCGCCGUGGGUGUUUACAAGGAACGUACAAUGGCAAGGACUUCGGGAUUGUAAAUCAUACAGUGAUACAAUAAAGAAAUAAAUUAACUUUUAA